Messenger RNA from Mycena citricolor, 483 nucleotides. The record is from the annotation of a GenBank genome assembly. Lineage: Eukaryota; Fungi; Basidiomycota; Agaricomycetes; Agaricales; Mycenaceae.
GGGAAUGGUUUCGGUUCCUUCUUUCCGGCGUGGAGUUUCUCCAUAAACGAGGGGUUGUCCAUAAUGACAUCAAGCCGGCCAACAUACUUCUGUCCUCCAAGAACAUUCCUGUCCUGGUCGACUUUGGCUUCGCAGAGAAGUACGAUGUGAAAUCCAAGAUGGCAUUCCAUAGCAAUCUGUCGUAUGGUACGCCAGAGUAUCUCUCGCCUGAACGCGCACGAGGACUCCCGCACGACACACGAAAGUCCGAUGUCUGGUCCCUCGGCAUCACUUUCUUUGAAAUCAUUGUCGGGAGGACACCCUUCGAGCAUUCGGACUCUGAGCAGUUCUCGACAAAGGAGGAUCUGGAGAAGUAUUGGGCCCGUACACUGCGAGGUAAAUGGAUUGGGUCGUGGAAGAUGUCCAAAGGCAUGGAGCGACUGCUACGCAAGAUGAUCUCGCCCAAUGCGGAUUUGCGCUGCACCACUUCUGAUGCGAUGGACG